AUGCCUACCUCGCCGCAAACCCACCCGCUCCUCACCCGCGACCACUACGAAACCAAAAACACCCUCUCCAUCUUCCACGAUGACUCGCAGAAACGCGGCUUUAUCAUCGUCAUCGUGCUCAGCGUCUUCGCCACCGUCGGCAUGCUAGCUCUCAUCUUUCUGCUCGUCUUCCUCAAGAAGAAGCGCGACCGCCGUAACAAGGCCGCGAAAAUGGAUGCGGAGAAGGGCUCGAUUUGGCCGGGGACGAAGAAGGGAAAAUACCAAAAGGUCGAGGACGAGGAUCAGAGAGAUGGGGUUUGGAGUGCGGACAUGGAGUUGGAUGAGAGGGGCGCGUAUAGUGGGGCUGGGUAUGGCGAGGGUGUGGGCAAGGAGCCGUAUAGACCGGCUGAUUCACAUGCCUCUAAGUGA
This is a messenger RNA of Bipolaris oryzae ATCC 44560, 408 nucleotides long. RefSeq lists its product as uncharacterized. The record is from RefSeq and is a predicted model, not a curated record. Lineage: Eukaryota; Fungi; Ascomycota; Dothideomycetes; Pleosporales; Pleosporaceae. The transcript has 2 exons. The coding region runs from base 1 to 408 and encodes 135 amino acids.